AUGGUGGAAGGGACUAUGUCUCUUGAUGCUGUUAUAAAGGAAGCUGUUGAUUUGGAGAACAUUCCUCUUGAGGAGGUAUUUGAAAAUCUAAAAUGCACAAAAGAUGGUUUAACCUCUGAGGAAGUACAAGAGAGGCUUGACAUGUUUGGAUACAAUAAACUUGAAGAGAAAAAGGAAAGUAAAAUACUAAAGUUUUUAGGGUUUAUGUGGAAUCCUUUGUCAUGGGUUAUGGAAGCUGCUGCUCUCAUGGCCAUUGCUAUGGCACAUGGAGGGGGAAAACGAGGAGAUUAUCAAGAUUUUGUUGGCAUAAUUAUUUUGCUAAUUAUAAACUCAACCAUAAGUUUCAUAGAAGAAAAUAAUGCUGGUAACGCAGCAGCUGCCCUUAUGGCAAGAUUGGCUCCAAAAGCAAAGGUUCUUCGUGACGGAAAAUGGAGCGAAGAAGAUGCUUCGGUAUUGGUCCCUGGAGACAUAGUUAGCAUCAAGCUAGGUGAUAUCGUUCCUGCCGACGCACGUCUUCUUGAAGGUGAUCCUUUAAAAAUUGAUCAGUCUGCUCUUACCGGAGAGUCACUUCCUGUGACAAAACAUCCUGGAGAAGGAGUAUAUUCUGGUUCAACUUGCAAGCAAGGAGAAAUUGAGGCCGUAGUCAUAGCAACUGGAGUUCACACAUUUUUCGGAAAGGCAGCUCAUCUCGUCGAAAAUACAACACACGUUGGACAUUUCCAAAAGGUUCUGACCUCUAUUGGAAACUUCUGCAUCUGUUCAAUUGCUAUUGGAAUGAUUAUUGAAAUCAUUGUGAUAUACGGCGUCCACGGAUACGGAUACAGAAACGGUAUUGAUAACCUUCUAGUGCUACUAAUUGGAGGAAUCCCUAUUGCAAUGCCAACUGUUCUUUCAGUUACAAUGGCUAUUGGUUCACAUAAGUUAUCUCAGCAGGGUGCCAUAACAAAGAGAAUGACAGCUAUUGAAGAAAUGGCUGGAAUGGAUGUGUUAUGUAGUGACAAAACAGGAACAUUAACUCUUAACAAACUUACAGUGGACAGGGAAAUGAUUGAGGUUUUUGCCAAAGGUGUUGACAAGAAUUUGGUUGUACUUAUGGCUGCAAGAGCAUCGAGGAUGGAGAACCAGGAUGCAAUCGAUUGCGCAAUCGUUUCAAUGUUGGCAGACCCAAAGGAGGCACGAGCUGGGAUAAAAGAAGUUCAUUUCCUUCCGUUUAAUCCAACUGAUAAAAGAACUGCACUCACAUACAUUGAUGGUGCUGGUAUUAUGCACAGGGUUAGCAAAGGUGCACCAGAGCAGAUUCUCAAUCUCGCACAAAACAAGGCAGAAAUUGGACGGAAGGUUCAUGCGAUGAUUGACAAGUUUGCAGAACGUGGACUUCGUUCUCUUGGGAUUGCAAGACAGGAAGUACCAGAGGGAAGUAAGGAAAGUGCAGGAGGACCAUGGGAGUUUGUUGCUCUUCUCCCUCUUUUUGACCCUCCUCGUCAUGAUAGCGCAGAAACAAUCAGAAGAGCUCUUGAUCUUGGCGUUAGUGUCAAAAUGAUCACUGGCGAUCAACUUGCAAUAGGAAAGGAAACGGGAAGGCGUCUAGGGAUGGGGACAAACAUGUAUCCAUCUUCAUCACUGCUCGGUGAAAAUAAAGAUCAAUUAGGUGCUGUUUCCAUUGAUGAUCUCAUUGAGAAAGCUGACGGUUUUGCUGGUGUCUUUCCUGAGCACAAGUAUGAGAUUGUAAAGAGGUUACAAGCUCGAAAGCACAUUUGCGGGAUGACUGGUGAUGGAGUGAAUGAUGCACCUGCCUUAAAGAUAGCUGAUAUAGGUAUUGCAGUAGCAGAUUCUACAGACGCUGCACGAAGCGCUUCUGAUAUAGUGCUGACAGAACCUGGUUUAAGUGUUAUCAUAAGCGCAGUUCUAACUAGCCGUGCAAUUUUUCAGAGGAUGAAGAACUACACAAUAUAUGCCGUAUCUAUCACUAUACGUAUAGUGCUAGGUUUCAUGUUGCUCAACAGCUUUUGGAGUUUUGACUUUCCACCAUUUAUGGUUCUUAUCAUUGCCAUUCUCAAUGAUGGUACCAUCAUGACAAUAUCUAAAGAUAGGGUUAAGCCUUCUCCACUUCCUGAUAGUUGGAAGCUUAGUGAAAUUUUUGCAACUGGGGUUAUUCUUGGAACCUAUCUGGCUCUAAUGACAGUGAUCUUCUUCUAUAUAGUUUUUGAAACAAAUUUCUUUCCUGACCAUUUUGGAGUGAAACACUUCCGCCCCGAUCUACACGCUCCUGUCACUGAAGAAAUGAAAGCGAUGUUGGCUUCUGCUGUUUACCUUCAAGUCAGUACAAUUAGUCAAGCCUUAAUCUUUGUGACACGGGCCAGGGGAUGGUCCUAUACAGAAAGACCUGGUCUUUUGCUUGUUUUUGCCUUUGUUAUUGCUCAGCUGGUUGCGACUGUUAUAUCAGCACAGGCCAAUUGGGAAAUUGCUGGAAUCAGAAGCAUAGGUUGGGGCUGGGCAGGAGUCAUUUGGUUGUUCAAUACUGUAACUUAUGUUUUUCUUGAUCCUUUAAAGUUUGCCGUUGCUUAUCAACAAAGCGGAAGGGCUUGGAAUUUGGUCGUAAACCAAAGAACUGCAUUUACCAACAAAAAUGAUUUUGGUAAAGAAUCUCGCGAGGCAGCAUGGGCUGCUGAGCAGAGAACCUUGCACGGUCUUCGCUCUGUUGAGUUGAAAGGGUUUGCGGAGAAGCACAACCAUAGAGAACUGAAUACAAUGGCUGACGAAGCUAAGAGGCGAGCAGAGUUAGCAAGGUUGAGAGAGCUUCACACUCUGAAAGGAAGAGUGGAAUCAUUUGCCAAGCUACGGGGGUUGGACAUUGAUAUGAAUGGACACUACACUGUUUAA
Molecule: messenger RNA, 2880 nt
Organism: Lathyrus sativus (Indian pea)
Lineage: Eukaryota; Viridiplantae; Streptophyta; Magnoliopsida; Fabales; Fabaceae
Source: the annotation of a GenBank genome assembly